Messenger RNA from Rhizopus microsporus ATCC 52813, 991 nucleotides. Its product is annotated as HMG-box. The record is from RefSeq and is a predicted model, not a curated record. The coding region runs from base 286 to 972 and encodes 228 amino acids. The transcript is spliced from 5 exons. Lineage: Eukaryota; Fungi; Mucoromycota; Mucoromycetes; Mucorales; Rhizopodaceae.
GCUGUAUUUCUUUGAAGAAAAUCUUUUAGAAUUUCCGAAAUAGUCAUACCAUUUUCUCAACUGAUCGCUAAAUUUUUUUCUCAUUUUAAGUGUUCUAAAAUUUCAAUUAUUUGGAAAAUACAGUACAUGAAUGAUUCAAUGACUGAAGAUGAAAUACAUAAUUAUUAUUAACAGACUUCCCUCUUCGCACACACACACUCACACACUCACAUUAUAUACACAUAACCCUAUCUCUUUUUGAAAAAUUUUUUUCUCUUCUUUUUCAAAACUUUUUUCUUUUUAAACAUGAGUUCUACUUCUUUAGACCUUAAAAAUAAACUCAAAUAUGAUGAACUCAAGAAACGUUGUAGAGCUAUAGAAGAAGAAAAUGAGUUACUUGAAUACAAACUAUCCAAGGCUAAUAGACAAAUAAAGAGGCUAAGACUUGAAAAGAGUUUACUAUUAGAAAAAGUAGAUAGACUAAACAAUGACUAUUCUGAUUCUGGCUCAGAAACAAUGCAUAAUGGUCAUCAUGAAUAUGUACAUGAAAAGCAUCGUUCUGAUAAACUCAUGAAGCCAAAGAAGAAGAAAGAUCCAAAUGCUCCUAAAGGCCCUGGUAAUGUCUUUUUCUUAUUUUGUCGUAUGGAACGUGAUAAAAUGAAAAUUGAAAAUCCUGAAGAAAGUAUUGGUGAUAUAACAAGACUACUGGCUCUAAAAUGGAAAGCUUUAACUAAAGAAGAAAAAAAGUAUUAUUAUGAUACGUUCAAAAAGGAGAUGGAAGAACAUGAAGAAGCCAUGAAAUCAUAUAAAGAGGGUUUGUUGGAUUCCUCUUCCCCUCCUUCUUCUUCAGAUGCACAAUCACCUCAUAUUCAUGAUGUUCAUUUGCCGACCUUACAUCAAGAAUAUUUACACCAAGACAUUAUCAAUUUAAAUACAGAUGAACAGCAGCAACAUAUUCAAAUUCAUUCAUAUCAACAUCAUUUAUUGCCAUAGUAAUAAUAAUAAUAAUAAU